Molecule: messenger RNA, 1937 nt
Organism: Eubalaena glacialis (North Atlantic right whale)
Lineage: Eukaryota; Metazoa; Chordata; Mammalia; Artiodactyla; Balaenidae
Gene: RPS6KB2
Product: ribosomal protein S6 kinase B2
Exons: 15
Coding region: 72-1706 (544 amino acids)
Biological process (GO): protein phosphorylation
Molecular function (GO): ATP binding; protein serine/threonine kinase activity
Source: RefSeq, a predicted model, not a curated record
AGGCCCGGGCCGGCCUGUCAGUCAGAGCGCGGCUGGGUAAGCGCCUGGGGGCCCGCGGGGCCGGCGCAGCCAUGGCGGCGGUGUUUGACCUGGACCUGGAGACGGAGGAAGGCAGCGAGGGCGAGGGCGAGCCAGAGUUCAGCCCCGCGGCCCCCAGCCCUUCCCCUGCGUCUCCCUUUCCUGCCCUCGCCUCUCCUCCCCAGUCCUGGCCCAUCGCCUGCCAGCUCCCGUUCCUCACCAUCUCCACGCCUGGGCCAAGCAGUCCAGCUUGCGGGGAGGGAGCCUGGCACCUCCCUUGGCUCUUACCCCUCGGUUUCUCACAGGACGUGUGUCCCCUUGCCGAGUUGAGGGCGGCUGGCCUGGAGCCUGUGGGACACUAUGAGGAGGUGGAGCUGACUGAGAGCAGUGUGAACCCGGGCCCUGAGCGCAUCGGGCCCCACUGCUUUGAGCUGCUGCGUGUGCUGGGCAAGGGGAACUAUGGCAAGGUGUUCCAGGUGCGAAAGGUGCAGGGCACCAAUGUGGGCAGAAUAUAUGCCAUGAAAGUCCUGAGGAAGGCCAAAAUUGUGCGCAACGCCAAGGACACGGCACACACGCGGGCUGAGCGGAACAUUCUAGAGUCAGUGAAGCACCCCUUCAUUGUGGAACUGGCCUAUGCCUUCCAGACUGGCGGCAAACUCUACCUCAUCCUGGAGUGCCUCAGUGGCGGCGAGCUCUUCACACAUCUGGAGCGAGAGGGCAUCUUCCUGGAAGACACGGCCUGUUUCUACCUGUCAGAGAUCACACUGGCCCUGGGCCAUCUCCACUCCCAAGGCAUCAUCUACCGGGAUCUCAAACCUGAGAACAUCAUGCUCAACAGCCAGGGUCACAUCAAACUGACGGACUUCGGCCUCUGCAAGGAGUCGAUUCACGAGGGUGCCGUCACCCACACCUUCUGCGGCACCAUUGAGUACAUGGCCCCUGAGAUUCUGGUGCGCAGUGGCCACAACCGGGCGGUGGACUGGUGGAGCUUGGGGGCCCUGAUGUACGACAUGCUCACUGGAUCGCCACCCUUCACUGCAGAGAACCGGAAGAAAACCAUGGACAAGAUCAUCAGAGGGAAGCUGGAGCUGCCCGCCUACCUCACCCCGGAUGCCCGGGACCUCGUCAAGAAGUUUCUGAAGCGGAAUCCCAGCCAACGUAUCGGGGGUGGCCCCGGGGACGCCGCUGAUGUGCAGAGGCACCCCUUCUUCCGGCACGUUAAUUGGGACGACCUCCUGGCCCGCCGCGUGGACCCCCCUUUCCGGCCCUCCCUGCAGUCGGAGGAGGACGUGAGCCAGUUUGACUCCCACUUCACGAGGCAGACGCCGGUGGACAGUCCAGACGACACGGCCCUCAGCGAGAGCGCCAACCAGGCCUUCCUGGGCUUCACGUACGUGGCGCCCUCCGUCCUGGACAGCAUCAAGGAGGGCUUCUCCUUCCAGCCCAAGCUGCGCUCCCCCAGGCGCCUCCACAGCAGCCCCUGGACCCCCAUCAGCCCCCUGAAGUUCUCGCCCUUUGAGGGAUUCCGGCCCAGCCCCGGCCCACCAGAGCCCCCGGAGCCCCCUCUACCCCCUCUCCUGCUGCCGCCGCUGCCGCCACCGCCGCCCUCGAGCACUGCCCCCCUCCCCAUCCGACCCCCCUCAGGGACCAAGAAGUCCAAGAAAGGCCGUGGGCGCCCUGGGCGCUAAGAGGGUGGGUGGAGAUGAGGGCAGCGGGACCCCGGGCCAGUUCCAGAGACCUGGGGCUGUGCCUAGGGGUACAGGAGCGAGUGUGCGUGAGUGUGUCUCUGCUGGGGGUGGCCGUGCCCCUGAAUCAUGAACACGAAGGACUGCAGACUACGGCUGCCAGUCGAGGGGGGCUGCCCCCCUGGCCUCCCGCAGUUGAGCUGUGCUCUUGGAUUAUUAAAGUAUUCAAUCAUG